Messenger RNA from Linum tenue, 2277 nucleotides. Lineage: Eukaryota; Viridiplantae; Streptophyta; Magnoliopsida; Malpighiales; Linaceae. The record is from the annotation of a GenBank genome assembly.
AACAAUGGGCGUGAAAAAGAAACUCCGCAAGGGUAACGGACCAACGGAGGAUGAUCCACAGCUAAUCGCCGCCGACGAUCGUAUCUCAUCACUGCCCAACGAAAUCAUACACAACAUACUUAGCCGCCUCGACGCUCAAAAACAAGCGGUCUUCACCAGCGCGCUGUCCCGAACAUGGCUCGAUCUAUGGCGAUCUUACCCAGUUGUGGAGUUUCGCCAAGAAAAGUUCUGCUGCGGCGCCGCAGGGGAUAAAAGAUUAUCCCGAUUCGCCGCCUCGGCCCGGAGGUUUUGGAAGCGCAGGUCGCCGUUGGUUGCGUUCCGGUUAACGCUGCCCGGAAUUAGCAGAUUCGACAUCGUCGACGGGUUGAUUGCGUCCGCGUUGCGACCCGAUGGCGGAUCGCCGCUCGAGGUCGUGAUCAGCACGGGCAUCUCUUACUCGAUCCCGGAGGGAUCCUUCUCCAACUGCAGCCGCACUAAAGUUCUCAAGCUUCAAGGUUGCGACUUGAAUGGGCUGGGACGAACAAUUUCUCUGCACAGUCUUCAGGUUCUUGAUCUCAGAUGUGGCCGAAUUACUGAACAAUUGCUCCACCAGCUCGUGGGUAAUGCUCCUAAUCUCGAGUCAUUGAGUUUGGAAAAAUGUUUUGGAAUUGAAAGGCUGGAUGUCUCCGCUAGCUAUUUCCCCAAAUUGAAAACCCUAGAGAUUCACACGGGAGGAUGUUGGUCUGGGUGGGAUUCAGGGUUUGAUCUCCAGCUUACUGCCGCCCCUAUCCUAGAGAGAUUAGUUGUCGUCGAGUUAUUGCAGCCAUGUAAGCUGAGAACAGUAUCCUUGUCUUCAGCUCCAAAUCUCAAAUUCGUAAGAAUCAGGAGCUACUGCAGAGGAGAAAUCGCCCGGCCCGAUCUUGAUGUCUUCAUCAACCAGUUGCCAUCUCUUCAGGUUCUGGAAAUCCAUUCUAUUGUGGUGGGAAAGAACACCCAGAUGGAAAUCAAUCUUACUUCAGCAGCUUGCUUGAAGGCUUAUAAAACGACAUGCAAGCUGAAUGUAGAAUCACCAUUUGCAGCUCCCAAUCUCAAGGAUUUGGAGAUUGGGAUGACCAUCGAUGGAUUUACACAGUGCCAUCUUGAUGAUCUGCUUUACAAGUUGCCAUGCCUUGAGUCUCUUUCCUUGAAUCUCAACAAUGGUAGCAGCUGUGAAACGAGCAAGAUAAAGCUUCGCAGUGAUCUGAUUCGGAAGUUUCAGUUGUAUGACUGCGACCACAACAACAAGGGGGAGACCCUGCAGGAGCUUGAAAUUGAUGCGCCUAAUUUGGUUAAUGUCCUCUACUUUGGAAGUAUAAUGAGGCUUCCAGGGAAGAUUGAUGUUGUGAAUGUGGGUUCUGAUUGCCAAUUUGUAGUUGAGGAGUUUUGCCCCCCUCGCAUUACAACACAAUGGUUUCUGGAAUUGAGGCAAUCUCUUUCAACAUUGAGUUCUUUCCACCUGGUUAUGGUGUUGGGCCGCCUUGAUUUGUCACAACAGGUAUGAAUAUUUCACACCUAAACUAUUGCAUAAGUUGUUUGUUAAGUGAACUAAUGAUUUUCUUACAAUCUCAACCAUUGGCACAACUUCAUCCAUUCACAUAUGUGUUUGUUACUCUCCAUCACAUUACUUUAGUUAUAUAUAUGUUUGUUUCUUCAUGAAUCAAGGUCUCAUUCGAUUUGGAUCAAGUUGAAUGUUCUUCGCCUCCUCUAAUCAUUCAAGCCUUGCAACUUGGAACCACGUCGGAGGCUUCCCCAAACAAUCAGAAUGAUAACCCUCUUGCGAUUAUUCGAGACUCAUAUACAUUAUUUUUGGAACUGCCUUAUGUACAAAAUUGUGUCACUUUCCUUGAUGGUUUAUUUUGGGCGUGCCGGCCAAUACUCAUUUCCAUAGCUCAAGACUCGGAUGCAAAUCGUUGGUUUGCCAAGGUCAUGUGCAAGCAACUUACGAAUAAAGACGAUGCAAACUGUUGUGUUGGUGCCAAGUGUUGGCGACAUGAACUAAGAGAUGUGAAAAUAGAAAAUGCAAGUCAUGUCGCUAGGAAGAUUUCCAAGAAUGAUAUGGUUGGGAAUGCUAAGAUUUCUUUUAUAUUAACAUGGUGGUAGAAGAGAAGGGGGAGAUAAAGGCAAGUUAGAGACAAAUUGAAGAGUGAAUAGAGAAAAAUAACCGGAGGUUUCCCACCACGAGGAGCAGUCGCAGCAGUAGGGACACCUCGUCCACCACGAGGAGAUGGAGUUCGCGCCCUAAAAAACAAUUACACAAAU